Trypanosoma conorhini is the source of this 723-nucleotide messenger RNA. RefSeq names its product solute carrier family 50 (sugar transporter). Gene Ontology annotation, biological process: carbohydrate transport. The transcript has a single exon. Gene Ontology annotation, cellular component: membrane. The coding region runs from base 1 to 723 and encodes 240 amino acids. The record is from RefSeq and is a predicted model, not a curated record. Gene Ontology annotation, molecular function: sugar transmembrane transporter activity. NCBI's taxonomy places the organism in Eukaryota, Euglenozoa, Kinetoplastea, Trypanosomatida, Trypanosomatidae.
AUGUCGAAUUCUGCGAGCGUUGUUGCGGUGAUGGCCACCGUUGCAACAGUCGGCACGGUCGGCUCUCCGGUUGUCACGGUGAGGAACAUGGAACGCCAGUGCUCCGUGGGAGUCAUGACGCCAACGUUUUUUUGCGCCCAACUGGUGAACUGCGUGGUGUGGUCUAUUUACGGCGUCUUACAGUCCUCGUUCGCCAUCAUCGCUUGCAACGUUGUUGGCAACGCCGUCGCGACGUACUGCUUGCUAGUUUUCCUCGCCGUUGCGCGGCUGGAGGAAAUGUCGGGGCGUCGCCUCCCGAGUACGACCUACAAAAAGUCCCGGAUGAGCGUCAUUGCCACCCUGUGCAUUAUCGCCGGCGUCUCCGCCCUAAUAGUGGCUCUCGCGGCCGCCAGCCCCCACGGCGCCAGGGUCUUCAAUGGUCUGCUGGGGGGCUGCACCAGCGCCUUCAUGCUCGGCUCCCCCCUCGCCCUGGCCGGGACCAUCGUCAGGAACAAGAACGCGGAGGGGCUGGCGCCUCUAACAAUGGCGUUUGGGCUGGCCAACACGCUGCUUUGGUUUCUCUAUGGGGUGUUAACGGGCGAUCCAUUUAUCAUGGCCCCGAAUGUUGUGGGGGCGCUGGCGUGCUGCUUUCAAUUUCUGCUUCUUUUCCGCUAUGGGAGACGCCCCGGCGAGGCGGUUGCCGUGAAAACGGCCGUCGCCCCGUUGCCGUUGGCCGACGCCUGA